CUGCGCAACCGGAAAUCAACCAAUGUACUUCCGGUCUUCACGUUUUUUCAGAAAAAGCCCACAUUUUUCAUAAUCUAAGCUCUACAAGAUGAGCUACCGGGAGAGUGAGGAUUUUGUUGAAGGCGAGUUCACAGAUCCGUAUGCCUUUAACAGCUACGAGGACUACUCCAUGCACACAGGCGACCCAAGAGCAGAUUUGGAAUAUGAACGUCAACAACAGCAACACACCUACAUUAUACCUGAGGUGAUAAAGAACUUCCUGACAUACUUUAGGAAGAACAUCCAAGAAGGUCAUGUUUAUGAAAUACAGAACUCUUAUGAAAGUGGCUUCAACAAAUUGACAGACAGAUUUUUCAAAACCACACCCUGGCCUGAAGCUGAGGCAGUGGCACCUAUUGUGCAGAAUGACCACCUGUUUCUGAUACUUUACAAAGAGCUUUACUACAGACACAUAUACGCUAGAGUACCAAGUGGUCCAACUCAGGAGCAGAGGUUUGAGUCUUACUACAAUUACUGCAAUCUCUUCAACUAUAUCCUCAAUGCUGAGGGUCCAGUACCUCUUGAGCUACCUAACCAAUGGCUGUGGGAUAUCAUAGAUGAGUUCAUAUACCAGUUCCAAUCUUUCAUCCAGUAUAGAUGCAAGCUCCAGAAAAAGACGGAGAAUGAGAUCCUUGUACUCAGGGACAACCCCAAGAUCUGGAAUGUACACAGUGUGCUGAAUGUACUCCACUCUCUGGUUGAUAAGUCCAGCAUCAACAAACAACUAGAGAUCUAUACAAGUGGAGGUGACCCAGAUAGUGUUGCUGGAGACUUUGGCCGUCAUUCCCUCUACAAGAUGUUGGGAUACUUCAGUUUAGUAGGGUUGCUACGGUUACACUCAUUGCUAGGCGACUACUACCAGGCAUUGAAAGUUCUGGAAAACAUUGAUUUUAACAAAAAGAACAUGUACUCUCGAGUACCCGCAUGUCAGAUUACAACUUUCUACUAUGUCGGGUUUGCCUACAUGAUGAUGCGCCGCUACCAGGAUGCCAUUAGAACCCUUUCUAACAUCUUGUUGUACAUACAGCGCACCAAGCAAAUGUUCCAGAAUAAAGUCAAUCUCUAUGACCAGAUCAAUAAACAAAAUGAACAGAUGUACACUCUCCUGGCAAUCUGCCUGACUCUUCACCCAAUGAGGAUAGAUGAGAGUGUCCACUCACAGCUCCGUGAGAAGUUUGGUGAUCGUAUGCUGCGUAUGCAGAAAGGUGAAAUGGCCGAAUUUGAGAACAGUUUCGCAUAUGCCUGCCCCAAGUUUCUCUCCCCUGUACCACCAAAUUACGAAGCUGGGCAGACUAACUAUCACAAGGAGCCUUAUGCCCUUCAACUGAAAGUGUUCCUUGAUGAAGUAGCCCAACAAUCUUUGUUGACUACAGUGAGAAGCUACCUGAAACUCUAUACCACCCUACCCAUCUCAAAGCUUGCUGCAUUCAUGGACACGACUGAAGAUGAGCUAAGAACUCAUCUGAUGUGCUUCAAACAUAAGAUGAAGAAUAUUGUUUGGACCCAGGGCACCAGUGGCUUGAAGGGAGAGUUCCAGUCUGCCUCAGAAGUGGAUUUCUACAUUGAUGGGGACAUGAUUCAUAUCGCUGACACCAAAGUAGCCCGUCGCUAUGGAGACUUCUUUAUUAGACAGAUUCACAAGUUUGAGGAGAUGAGUCGAGGGUUGAAGCCAAUUAUAAAGAAACCACAAUAGACUGAUACAUUAUCUGAUUAUAGACAUUUUGUAAUCAUGGACACUUCAAUUCUAAUGACAUUGAAUAAAGCCUGUGUGAUACUUGUACAAGAGAAUCUACUAUUAUGAUUAUGGUGUUGGAAAUAAAAAGACUGCCCUCUGCUAUUCUUAAGAAUAUCAGAUCUCAUUCUUAUGAUAAAAUUGAAGAACAGAGCAGCUUUUUUCUAAACGUUAUCAUAGGUAUGAACUGCCCACUCUUCAUGCAUCCUGUGAACAGCCAACCAUUUGGCCAUAAUGUAUUGUACUAUACUUGGAUUCUUAAAUGAAACAAUAAACCAUUGAAUUGAAAGGAAAA
This is a messenger RNA of Owenia fusiformis, 2066 nucleotides long. NCBI's taxonomy places the organism in Eukaryota, Metazoa, Annelida, Polychaeta, Sabellida, Oweniidae. The record is from the annotation of a GenBank genome assembly.